Molecule: messenger RNA, 5003 nt
Organism: Oreochromis niloticus (Nile tilapia)
Lineage: Eukaryota; Metazoa; Chordata; Actinopteri; Cichliformes; Cichlidae
Product: 5-hydroxytryptamine receptor 3A
Exons: 12
Coding region: 2464-3819 (451 amino acids)
Biological process (GO): monoatomic ion transmembrane transport
Cellular component (GO): membrane
Molecular function (GO): extracellular ligand-gated monoatomic ion channel activity; transmembrane signaling receptor activity
Source: RefSeq, a predicted model, not a curated record
UUCAAUGAAAUGAGGUGCUGCAGGUAAAGGCAUGUUUUUAAACACACAAAUUGCAUAAUUCCUCCAAACUUAACUACCUUUCGUAGCAGUACAUCCUGGUUUGAAUCGAGGUGACGAAGAAAACGUUCAUGUUUUCCCGGCUGCUCUCCUUGGAAAGUGACAAUAUCAUGGAGUGAGUGAGUGUCCGCUGAGUCUAUGGUAGCCUGAUCGUUCUAUCAUAUACUAAUAGAAUGAUGGACUCACUCAUAGGACAUGUGAUGCGGAAAAAAACUAAACUAGAAAUACACAGUCUCUAAUGCUGUGGGUUGGAGGGCAGAGGAGAUGCAGGAGAUGCAUCUCAGACAGAAAAAAAUGCAGGACAGUUUUCCAAAUCUUUAAUGAAUGUAUGGUUUUAUGAUAAAAGGCAAACAUUUUCAAAUGCGACAGCUUUUACUGAUUUUACACACUGGAGAGAUGAGACAUUUUAAAAAAGGAAUAAUGGAAUGCAGAUCAUUAAUUUAAAAUAAGCUGCUCCAGAUGUGAUGAGCUGAGAAAUGAUUGGCGCCAAAAAUAAUGACCUAUUUACCUUUAAAAGGUACUUGUAAGGAUGUUUGUUUCCUAACAUUAGUUUUGUUUUUUGCAACAAAGAAUAAAAUACAGUCAGUCUCUGAUCCUGCACGCCACAUCCUCCUUGUUUCAUGAUUUGGUUUGGUCCAGGUGCCAGCGUUCUUACAUUAUGCUGAGCAUUAGAGAGCUAAGACAGUAGGACGGCCCUGUUAAAAGUAAGAUCUGUGUUUCAAAAGAGAGAGAGACAGAUGGACAUUAAAAAAUUUCUUAAAAAGAGCAAAAUCUCAUGAGGUUCAUGGAUGUACUGUAGUAGGACAUGAAGAGGGUUGGUGUGACAAAAGAGGAUGCUAAGGAUAGAGGUCCACAUUCAGAGGUGCAACCUGCCCACCAAGUCUAUUGUUACGAAAUAAAAACUAUGUGUGUGACGUAUAGCAGAACUAUAAAUAUGUAUUUUGCCUGGCAAGGCUUUCAGAACUGGGGUACAUCUUGGUCUCUGCGAAGACGUACCCCUGUCGCCAAAAGAAUUCAAAAGAACGGAAUUUAACACUAUCCAGCACAGUGGUGAGCCCAUAAUAUGUUCUGUUUGCAUGUGUUUUUCAUGGUUUCUUAAUCACACCAUCAUAUAUCAUGACAUAUAUUCCAUCUGUAAGAUAAACAGAGUUAGAAUUAGAAUUCAUUCAGAUUUACCUGCUUAGAGCCUUGUCACAUGAUGCUGACGUAGACACAGUACAAGUGGCUAUUCAUUACCAUGACAAAGAAAUUAUACCUGAACCCCCAAUUCUGCCAUUAGCCACAUUUGUUCACACCCUACCAAGUUGUGAUCACACAUAUUUCCAAUUUAACCUUCAUAAUGAAAACAAGUUGCUAACAAAAGUUGCUAUAAUUUAAGUUCAUUUGUUUAUCCAUUUUCUUCUUAUUCAAUUCAGGAUUGUAGGGAGGCUAGUAUUUAAAUCCUUAAAUACAUCAAGGUGAUGAAUUCAUGGAAUGUAGGUGUGACGGCCAGUUGAAGGAUGGGAAAGAGCCAGUCCAUCUCUCCACCUAAGAAAGAGGAAAGAGAGAUAAAACAAAAGGAAAUAAAACCAGCCUGUCUAGAAAAGUCUAUUCAUUUUACAGACAAGCCGCACUCAUAAAAUUUUCAUACUAGCUCUUGCAAUGGAAUUACCUUGUUAUUAUUAAACCACCAGCUUCUACCUGAAUAAAAAACUUAUAGGCAAUUAAUUUAGGUAAAAAUCAGAUAACUGCAAAGGUAAACAGCUAAAGGUAAUAUGUCUAUCUGCCAGGUCAUUUUUAUUAUAACUGCUUCAUAUUUUAAUGUUGUUGAAACAACAACAUUGUUUCAACAACUACUUGAUGUUUUCAACAUCAGCUAGUUGCACUGCUUGUCACAGGAGUCAUUUUUGCUUCCAGCAGGAUGCAAGGGGCUGAGUACUGUAUGACAGCUGCUUAUUCAUUUCUACUCCAGGCUUUUUUGUUGUUGUUGUUUUUACUUCAGCAUAAUGUCCAAAAGGAGGCAAAAGUAAGAGGGAGGCCAGCCAUUGCACUGACAGGCUUCAUUUUAGUGCUAAACAUUAAAGCUUUUAUUAAAAUAACGUUUUUCAAAAGACUCAGUGUUUUUAUUUAGAAAUAAUUGGUAAUAUCUUUGUUAACUGGAUCUGCCAGAUAAGUCUGGAAUAUUUUGCUGUCUCUUUUUGAAAAUAAUCAUGAUUUAAGUUUAAUAUGACUUAAUCUUUCCAUUCUAGCCAAUACUACAAUUUUUUAUUUUAUUUUAUUGUUUAUGAUACCACUAGUUUUAGCCGUGAGAGGCUUGUGUUCAGUCAUUUUAGCAUACAACUCAGAGUAGCAUACAUUGCAUUAAUUCGCAUAUGCAUUGUACAAUAAUUUCACCAUGUCAAUAGGAGCUAUCAGUUCGGCAUACAGAUGACAGACAGUGGAAAUGCUUUCACUGUAGACCUACACGAUGAUCAACAGAUGCCCAGUGACACCAUUACUAUGGGUGGAAAUGCCUCUGGUUUAUUGCCACAAGAUGUUGAUCAGCAGACAUCCAACGGGACCUUUAAGAGAGAAAAAGAAGAGAACAAUAAUGGAAACUGUGGUUAUAACGAUGUUAUAAGGUUUCUAAACCUGAACAAAGACAAUAAUAACUACACUCUGACAAGGCCUGUGAAAAACUACAAUACUGUUACAGAGGUAUUACAUCUAAUGAAAGUUUUUGGCAUCCUAGAUAUGAAAGAAACCGAACAGAUCUUCAUUUCUUAUAUUUGGGUAUUUUUGAGAUGGAAAAAUGAGCACAUUUCUUGGAACCCAAAGGAAUUCUGUGGACUUGAAUCCAUAACAAUUCCUACUGAACUGUUAUGGAUGCCAGAUUUAAUUAUCGAAGAAAUGACAGAGAAGGAUAAAGCUACUACAAAUCCUUUUCUGACGAUUUAUUCAAAUGGCAAUGUCUCAUUUAGGAAUGAUCAUGUGGUAGUAAGCACCUGUAAGAUGAAUGUGUACAAAUUCCCCUUUGAUAUUCAGAGCUGCAACCUCUCCUUCAAGUCAAUGACACACACUCCUCGAGAAAUAAAUUUGAAAACACUGGAAAAUGAUAAAGUGAUAACAAGGUGGACCAAAGACUUGAUAGAAACACAGGAUGAAUGGGAGUUCCUUGACAUUACAGUCAACAACCAAACCAGUGAUUUGGACCGUUUUCAAUCUAUGCUUGUUUACACUAUUACCAUGAAGAGGAGAUCUGUCCUCUACAUUGCCAAUUUCAUUCUGCCGAUCCUCUUCUUCUUGAUUCUGGAUUUGGUCUCCUUCCUGAUCUCAGAUAGUGGGGGUGAGAAGCUCAGUUUCAAGGUGACUGUCCUGCUUGCUGUCACCGUGAUGCAACUUAUUCUCAAUGACAUUCUGCCCAGCUCUUCAGACAAGGUUCCACUUAUAGCUCUCUACUGCAUUGGGGUUUUUACUCUGAUGAUGCUCAGCCUCUUGGAAAGCAUUUUAGUGAUGCAUCUGCUUGAUAAAGACUCUGCUACACAAAACAACAAGACAGAUGGUGACCAAAGCCUAAGGAUGAAGAAAUGUUGUCACUGUGCACCUGUAUAUGAUGCAUCGCCUGAUGAAACAGAAUCUGUGACCAAAGAGGAUAGCAGCAGCAAAUUGAUGGAGGCAUCCCUUAAUCUCAAACAAGUCUCAAAUGAACUGGAAGAGAACGGGAAAACAAUGAAUCUGCUUGGCAGUAAAAGGAAAGACGUGAAGCCUGGCUACUGGACUAGAAUAGCUAAAAAAAAUCAAUAAGAUUUUCUUAAUUUUUUAUAUCACAACACUCACUGUGUUUUUGGGAACUUUGUUUUCAUUGUGGAACAGUGAAAACUACUAGGGCUGAAGUAAAAAGCAAACAAAAAAAAAAACAAAAACAUGAAGUGAUUAAGAUCAGCAUGAACUUAUUUUUAGUGUGUGUUCACCCCUGCUGUUCUUUUCCAUUGGUCCAAAUAAAACCCGUUCUAUUAAAGUGCAGGUUGAUGAUGGUUCACAGUAAUUUGCUUUAAAACCAAUCAGAAGUGUUUAAAGAGGAUAUGAAACACGACACAUAUAAAGACUAAUUUACAUCAUGGAGCCCUACUCUCAAAACUGAAAGGGGUGUAACAGUGUCUGUGAAGCUGGAUUUAAGAAAUAAGUGCUUAAAGUUUUAAAAGGAUGUUUAGCACCAUCUUCUGUCAGCACAGGAUGUUAUGUCACCAGGUCGGUUGCAGCAAAUACACUUACAUUAGUUUAUCUUAGCUAACUAGUGACAGAAUUGAUAACUUGGAGGAAAAUAAGGACACUAAACCUAAAAAUCAGUUUAAGGGGAUCAGUUUCAGGCUGCCCAUUGCUGCGAGAAACCAAGGAUAUACUGUCCACUUUGACUGUCUUUGUCUCUGGCAGUAUUUGGGUCCUUGUUAUUUGACUAGUUGCACUGAAAAGGGACAAUCCAGUGGUUAGCUGUAAUGUAACUAACAGCUUGCAGAUACUGCAUGUUCGCUGCAAUGUAAUAUCUGGUCCUUAAGCUUCUUAGUCAUUAGUUUUAGUUUGUAUUCUGUUUUUGGUUGGUGUCCGGAGUUGUUCUUUAUAUUUGAUUCUCUUCUUUAGUUUAGUCUAGCCUCUCUAGUAUCCCCUUGCAUCUUAUUAUCUACUCUAUCUCUGUCUUAGGUAUUUAUGUUGUGUUAAUUACAUUUAAUCCUGUUGGUUUGCCUUUAAAGUCUGUUUUUUUAGCUCCCUUUGAAUACAGUUUAUAGCAUAUUUAUACAAUGGGUGAAGUUAAGACAGUCUAACACAUUGUUUGUGUUGUCUGGUAUGCAGUGGAAUGGAGAACUAACUUCUCUACUUCUUUUAAAGAUUUUCUUUAAGCUCACUUAAACUUUGUAUUCAUAUGGAGAGGAACUUGAGCAAUGUCAGCCUAUAAUGGAACAUUUCAUUUCAUUAAUUUUGACACAAAUUACUGA